AUGGCCCCUCGAGCAGCCCAGGUCUCCACUGCAGAAGCAGAAAAUUUGGGAGAGCCCGACACGGAUGAAUACCACGACCCAGAGGAUCAAGAGGCCCAUACAUCCGACUCUGGCCCUAAAGAAUCCGACGCGGCCACCAUGUCAGAGGACGAGGUCGACCAGGAAGACGCCCGAGCAUCUACCCCCGUACCUGUGCCACCCCCCAAGCGUGGGCGAGGACGCCCGAAAAAAAAACUAGUCUCUAUUGCCGCCUCCGAUGAAGAACAUGCCCCCACUGGGCCUGCAAAAAGCCAAGGACCUGCAAAGCGCACCAAACGGCAAUCCAAACCUACCAUGAAAAAAUCGGAUGCUGCUCAUACCGCCCCAGAAAAAGACCAGUUGGAAAAAGAGCUAAGCCGCAUACAAAACCAAUACAAAGCACUCAAAAAGGCCAUGGCCGCCCAGAAACAUAAUGGAGGAUCGCAGCAAGAUGACGACGCCGAAAAUGAAAGCGAAGAAGAGAUGUUUGAUAAUCCAAAUUCAUUCUCUAGCUCAGUCAAAGUGGUGCCCUACACCCACACCGAGAAAGAAAACCGCCCUCCGCUUAUCCGCGUCAAACCUCAAGCUGCCCACGCCGGCAAGUUAUCGAAGCGCCUGUCACCCCAUGCAUACAAGGCAUUACCGCCAGUCCAAGCCCACUCUGCACACCCCAUGGAAGACGUCCAUGACACGCCAACCAUUCAUGGCCCAACCAAACCUGGCAAGAGGUCUCGCGACGACGAUGACGAUGCCACCGGAGCACAAAAACGCUCGCGUAACGAUGUCCAGGACGACAGUGAUGAAGAACAUCCCGAACGUGAGCAUGGAGCGACGGGCGAAAAGCCUAUGAUACCCCAGCUCAAAGAGGGGGUGGUUCUAAUUCCUGGACGCAGGCUGAAGGCGAGUGACUACGAAGACGUUGCGCGCGCAUUAAUCAACAGGGCCGCACACGAAUUCGAAGUCUUGGUGAGCACCCAGAAUUCUUUGCCCUCAUCCGAGUUGCGCUUCCAAUGGGCCGAACGGUGCUGGCGGAAUGCCUGUCUGGCCAGCCAGGAAAACUAUGCUAUCACCGAAGGCAUUAGCUCCAUCGCAAGUCUACGAAGACGCCCGUCCCGUAUCCGAGGGCAUGCAUUGACAAUCAUACGUAGCUUGGUCGUCAACCUCUUUGGCUUCAAGAAGGGGACGAAGUCUUCGACAAUCGCCCACAAUCGUGACCUCUACACUUUACUGAAAACGGAUGCGGCUUUUCACUACAAGAAUCCUCAUAACAAAACCGGUCAUACGAGAGGGAAAAUCAUUACCGAAACCAUCGAGGCCAUCUGGUUUGACGGACUUACUGGGCCGGGUGUCAUUUAUGCCGCCCAUUUCAACCCCAUCCCAUUAGAAACGCUGGCUUUGGUUCUGACAGUGAUCGACUUUUGCUUGGACGAGUGGAGCAGUGGCACCUUCACCAAAGCGCAUAUGUGGGCGAAGCUCAUUUUCGAACGUCACAAUGCUUUCCGCGAGGUACUCAAGACAUGGGAAGCUAUCAAUAAGGAUGUGGUGCUCGCGAUCCGAAAGAAAAUGUACAAACAUGCCUGUCAGCACGCUGGCUUGGCUCCCCCGUCUUCAAUGCCGACGCUUACUGUAGAGGAUAUUGCUAGAGUCCGUCAGGAGCUUGAUGGACAUUCCGGAGAGACGGAUAGUGAGGAUGAUGACAAUGGUAUGGAAGAAUGA
This is a messenger RNA of Psilocybe cubensis, 1734 nucleotides long. RefSeq lists its product as uncharacterized. The transcript is spliced from 10 exons. Lineage: Eukaryota; Fungi; Basidiomycota; Agaricomycetes; Agaricales; Agrocybaceae. Bases 1 to 1734 code for a protein of 577 amino acids. The record is from RefSeq and is a predicted model, not a curated record.